This is a messenger RNA of Eptesicus fuscus (big brown bat), 2005 nucleotides long. RefSeq names its product glycerophosphodiester phosphodiesterase domain containing 2 (gene GDPD2). Gene Ontology annotation, molecular function: glycerophosphodiester phosphodiesterase activity. The transcript is spliced from 16 exons. NCBI's taxonomy places the organism in Eukaryota, Metazoa, Chordata, Mammalia, Chiroptera, Vespertilionidae. The record is from RefSeq and is a predicted model, not a curated record. Gene Ontology annotation, cellular component: membrane. Gene Ontology annotation, biological process: lipid metabolic process. The coding region runs from base 124 to 1743 and encodes 539 amino acids.
UGCCACCUGUUUGGUGGGGCUGAGCGGGGGACUGAAAGAGAGGAGACACAACUCCGAGAGGAUCUGGGAAGCAGUGCAGUGCAGAGCCGAGAGCAGAGCUGCCGCUGAGAAAAGGCCCUCACCAUGGCCAAGUACCCCAACUGCUGCUCCGUCUGGGCCCGCAGCGUCCACUGCCUGUAUAGCUGCCACUGGAGGAAGUGCCCCAAAGACAGGAUGAAAACCAGCCAGUGUGAAUAUAUGUGGUUUGGCCUGCUCUUCUUCACUGUCCUCCUCUCCUUGGCCUGGCUGUACAUCGGGCUCAUCCUUCUCAAUGACCUGCACAACUUCAAUGAAUUCCUGUUCCGCCACUGGGGACACUGGAUGGACUGGUCCCUGGCAUUUAUGCUUUUUGUCUCUCUACUGGUCACAUAUGCAUCCCUGCUAUUGCUCCUGGCUGUGCUCCUGUGGUUCUGUGGCCAGCCUCUACACCUGCACAGUGUCCACAAGGUGCUGCUGCUCCUCAUUGUGCUUCUUGUGCUCGCUGGCCUUGUGGUACUGGACGUCCAAUGGCAGGAGGAGUGGCUUAGCUUACGUCUGUCACUGUGGGCCACAGCCCCGUUCCUUCACAUUGGAGCUGUUGCUUUCAUCACCAUCCUGGCCUGGCCUGUGGCUGAUAACUUCUACCAUAUCCGCAAAAGAGGUCACAAGAUUGUGAUACUGUUCAUGUAUUUUACAAUUGUACUGGCCAUCUACCUGGCCCCCCUAUGCAUCUCCUCAACCUGUAUCAUGGAACCCGGAGACUUAUCCCCCAAGCCUGGGCUGGUUGGACACCGAGGAGCCCCCAUGCUGGCCCCCGAGAAUACCCUGAUGUCCCUGCGGAAGACAGCAGAAUGUGGAGCCGAUGUGUUUGAGACUGAUGUGAUGGUCAGCUCCGAUGGGAUCCCUUUCCUCAUGCAUGAUGAGCACCUAAGCAGAACCACAGAUGUGGCCUCUGUGUUCCCAACCCGAAUCACCGCCCACAGCAGCGACUUCUCCUGGGCUGAACUGAAGAGACUCAAUGCCGGAGCCUGGUUCCUAGAGAGGCCACCCUUCUGGGAGGCCACACAGCUAUCGGGCCUUGAUCGGAAAGAGGCUGAGAAUCAGACAGUACCAACAUUGGAAGAGUUAUUGAAGGAAGCUGCAGUCCUCAACCUUUCCAUUAUGUUUGAUUUACGCCGCCCACCACGAAACCACACAUACUAUGACACUUAUGUGAACCUGACAUUGGAGACUGUGCUGAAUUCAAGGGUCCCUCAAGCCACGGUCCUUUGGCUCCCGGAUGAAGAUCGGGCUAAUGUCCAACAACGGGCACCCAGAAUGCGCCAGAUAUAUGGACAGCUGGGAGUCAACAGAACUGAGAGGCCCCUGUUUCUCAACCUCCCCUAUCAUGACCUACCACAGUUGGAUAUGAAGGCACUGCAUGAGGAUAAUGUCUCAGUGAACCUAUUUGUCGUGAACAAGCCCUGGCUCUUUUCCAUACUCUGGUGUGCAGGGGUGAAUUCGGUCACUACCAAUGACUGCCAGCUGCUGCAGCAGAUGCGUUACCCCGUCUGGCUUAUUCCCCCUAAAACCUACCUAAUGAUAUGGCUCCUCAUUGAUUGUGUCUCCAGCCUGCUGAUUUUGUGGCUGUUCCUCCUCCGUGGGAGAUGUGCUGAGAAGAGAGAGAUAAGAGGCUUAGAAACAGCUGUGCUGCUGACCAGGAUCAACAAUCUCAUAAUGGAGUGAAUGCCCUGCUCUAGGCCCCCACCAGCCAGAGUCUGAGGCCUGUCUACAUCUGUCAAGAGCAAGGAAGGGAGCAUGGCUACAGUGGAAUGUUGGUGGGGUGAGGGUGGAGUGAACUUUGAACUAUGAGAGAAAUGGUGGAUAUGCCCCAAGCUUCUAUGGAAUCUUCUUCCCUUUGGGUUUUGACCUGAGGUGGUGGUGGAAGACAGUAAAUCAUGAGAAAUUUCUCCCAAAAUAAAACGUUCUAGAACAGGGGAGAUUGCCA